AUGGCCUUCGAGCAUGCGUUUUCUGAGCGACUACCCCAAUUCGGGGCCACGCUGGAGCAGAAUGCCGAAAGGUCUGCGAAAGCAGCGGCCUGGUCCAAAGGAAUCCACGUGGCUGAUCCUGCUGGAACCAUGAAGCAGAUGUUCAACACCUUCAUCGGCAAGAGGCUGCUUCAGCACGAGGUGGACAAGGACCAGAAGAGUACCGGCCAAGGCCAAGGCCAGGAGGGCAAGCAGUCGAGCGAAGCUUCCAGCUCAUCCUCUUCCUCCAAGCGGAAGAAGCGGGAGAAAAAGAAGAAGGAGAAGAAGGCGAAAUCCAAGAAGGGAAAGAAGGCGCCAGUUCGCCUUGCGAUUUAG
Messenger RNA from Symbiodinium sp. CCMP2456, 354 nucleotides. NCBI's taxonomy places the organism in Eukaryota, Dinophyceae, Suessiales, Symbiodiniaceae. The record is from the annotation of a GenBank genome assembly.